Salvia hispanica is the source of this 519-nucleotide messenger RNA. RefSeq lists its product as uncharacterized. The record is from RefSeq and is a predicted model, not a curated record. NCBI's taxonomy places the organism in Eukaryota, Viridiplantae, Streptophyta, Magnoliopsida, Lamiales, Lamiaceae.
AUGAAAAUGCUACUAGUAUUUGGAGGUGCGGCCGCCAGAGCCAUAUUACAUGGGCGUGGGCGUAGGAUGAUGAGCACUAAUCCAAAUCCAUGGCUGAUGCUGCCGCCCACAUUAGGCGGCAUGGUGUACAACUUCUACAGCCUGGCCGACGAGGAGGUUGUGCUGAUCAACAAGUACGGCCUGGGACCGGGAGCGGAGAUCCCCGACGACAACGCCCGGGUGGUGGGGUCAUCCCACGGGUGGCUAGCAUUGAUGAACUACCGCAACGACGAGCUGUUCCUCUCCAACCCCAUCACCCGCCGCCACAUCAGGCUCCCCCCAAUCCAGUCCCUUCCUGACCCCGUGCUCAACCUCGACCACCGCAGCGGCAAAGCCACGGUGUCGAAGCUAAUCCUGUCUGCAGCCUCCCCCGGGUCCGAGGAGUGCCGCGCCAUGGUGUCGUACGGGCAGGACGACCGGCUGGCCUUCUGCUGCCCGGGGCACAGCCAGGAUACAUGGAUCGAGAGAACAAGACUUUGA